GCUCUGUGGUAUCUUCUAGAAAGUGCCGAUGUUGAAGGAGUCAUUGAUGUCUUCCAGACUGUGAAAAAUCUUCGUAGACAGCGUUCUGGAAUUGUGUCUUCCUUUGAACAAUAUCAGUUCCUUUAUGACGUGUUGGCCAGCACAGUGCCUGCUCAGAAUGGUCAGAUUAGGUUAUCCAACAGCCAAGAAGUUAAACUGGAAAUGCCGAAUGAAAUAGAAAGCAAGUUUCCAGAAGUCGAAGUAGCCCCAUCAUCCACAGCCGUUCCAGGAGAGGACAGCUUAUCUAAACCUAAGGACGAUGAUACAACCGCUAAUGGACCCAGCCCAGCAGCAUUUACAGAUGUGACUCUGAGAAUAGAUGAAUAA
Staurois parvus is the source of this 366-nucleotide messenger RNA. The record is from the annotation of a GenBank genome assembly. Lineage: Eukaryota; Metazoa; Chordata; Amphibia; Anura; Ranidae.